This is a messenger RNA of Benincasa hispida (wax gourd), 1167 nucleotides long. It is a transcript of the gene LSH5, whose product is annotated as LIGHT-DEPENDENT SHORT HYPOCOTYLS-like protein (DUF640). Gene Ontology annotation, cellular component: nucleus. The record is from RefSeq and is a predicted model, not a curated record. Lineage: Eukaryota; Viridiplantae; Streptophyta; Magnoliopsida; Cucurbitales; Cucurbitaceae. Gene Ontology annotation, biological process: response to light stimulus; mRNA transcription.
UUCAAGUUCAUUCAUCUAAACUUUUUACGUCCCAUCACCAAAACGCUCUCCUUUCUCCCCUUCCUUCCUUCCUUCCUUCCCCCUCUUCCAACACAAACACACAUACACACACAAUUUUAUUUUAUUUAUUUUUUUAAAAAAUAAUAUCAAAUAAAAUUAAAUCCCUUUUCCUUUUUUCAAAAAAACCAAACAAUCCCACCACAACAACAACACACACUCUACCUUUCCCGUGAAAAAAAAAAAAAAAAAAAAAAAAAAACAGAGAGAAGGUCCUUCCAAUUUUCCCAUAUCUCUUCCCCUGAUCAAAACCAAAACUCCCACUCUUUCCAUUACAAAAAAUGGAUUCAGUGUCUGAACCGGGCGGUGGUGGGGCGUCGGAGGGUGGCACGGCGGAGGGGUCAUCGGGCGGUGGUGGUGGUGGUUCAGCACCGACUGCAGCUCCACCGAGCCGGUAUGAAUCUCAAAAACGAAGGGAUUGGAACACUUUCUUACAGUAUUUGAAGAACCACAAGCCGCCACUAUGUUUAGCGCGUUGCAGUGGCGCUCACGUGAUCGAAUUCUUGAAAUAUUUGGAUCAGUUCGGAAAAACUAAGGUCCAUGCUUCGCCCUGCCCUUACUUCGGUCACCCAAAUCCACCUGCCCCCUGCCCCUGCCCGCUCAAGCAAGCUUGGGGCAGCCUCGACGCCUUGAUCGGCCGCCUCCGUGCUGCUUACGAGGAGAACGGCGGCCGCCCUGAAUCCAACCCAUUUGCCGCACGUGCCGUUCGGAUUUAUCUCCGUGAAGUUCGAGAAGCUCAGGCUAAAGCCAGAGGGAUUCCGUACGAGAAAAAGAAGCGGAAAAGACCCGCCGCCUCCGCCUCCGCCCCUCCGCCGGACCCCCAAGUUGUCUCCGAGACUAGUACAUCCACCGCCGCUGCCGGGGAUCAUCAGGCGGAAACAACCUCUGGUGGUGGUGGUGAUGAUCCCACUGGUGCUCCUCCGCCGUCUACGACCGCCGCUUCCACCACCGUAUAGUCCCUCAAUUACUUUUUUAAUUUUUUUAAAAUAAUAUUUUUCCUUCAAAUAGCAUCUCAUCUUCUCUCUUAAUUGUGAUUAUGAGUUUUAUUUAAUCACAUAAUAUUAAAACGAUUCUUAUUAAUCCGAUCGAUCUCCCAAAUUAGAUCUUCAA